UUUCUGAAAUUCAAGGUACUUUAUCUGAAGUUUUGGACAAGACUUCUCCUGUAGUUAAAUCCACAAAAGCUGCAACUUCCCAAUCCCGUUCAAACUCGUACAACAAUCCAUCAUGUUUUAAUACUCCACCUCUAGAAAAUAAAUUACUAAUAAGUGGAACGUCUCCCUUAUCUUUCGGAAAAACUAUACCUCUUAAUGAAACCUCUACAAAAAGAGAUACUUCAACAUCUUGUAAAUCUCUUGUGACUCUCCAGUCAAAUCAGAAGUCUUCUUUGCCAUCGUUGAUGAAAAAUGUGCAUAUGCAAUUAGAUUCUCGUGUUGCUGCUAUUCUUCAGAUUUUGGUAGAUAGGCAAGAGGAAUUGAAUGGGAAAGUAGAGCAUGUUAUUCUGAUCCUUCAUAAGAUUCAUCGCAAGUUGGCUCCAGAAGAAGAAACAAUUAUUAAACCGAAAGAACUCCCUACACUCCCCUUAACUGAUGAAGAUUCCUUCUCAGAUUUUCAAAAGUUUCUUAUACAUGAUACUAACUUUUAUCCUGUAGAUUAUUUUGCUAAACUAAUGAAAGUUGAUGAACACACUGACGAAUAUACAACUGUCGGCCGUAUUCUACCAAAAGUAAUUACAAAUUCUUUGGCUCGUAUGAUAAAUUAUGCAGGAUCAGGUUCAGUAAAGUUGAAAUUCGAAAAUACGAAGCUUCAUGAAGCAAUUAUUUCAUUCCCUGAUAGCAAUUUGGUACAAGCGGAGAAGAUGUCACGUUGGUUCUACACAAGUAAUCAGCGGAAAAUCUAGUCGCGCAAACUCCUCAGCUCAUUCGUUUCAUUUAUCGUUUGUUGUAAUGUUUAUGAGACCAAUUUUUUUAUGUAGAACUAUUAACUUUAGUAGAGGGAUAGAGACACCAUAGUGUAGUAGUAUAGGGCUUAAAUAGGCUAUUAAUGUUUUGUGCAAUGAAGUUUAUUUUGUCUUAU
Molecule: messenger RNA, 961 nt
Organism: Ooceraea biroi (clonal raider ant)
Lineage: Eukaryota; Metazoa; Arthropoda; Insecta; Hymenoptera; Formicidae
Source: RefSeq, a predicted model, not a curated record